GGGAAUAGUUCCCAACCUGAUCCUCACUUGAGCUCAACUGUUAGGCUUCAGAGUGGAAAAGGCUCUGGAAAGUACUGGAACACUGUAUUUAAGUAGGAUCUCUGCUGUCCUCUCUUACUGAGCUGAGCCCCAGGGUCUUUUUUCACACAUUGAUCAUACCUGUCCUAUUCUUGUGAGGGCCUAUCAGUGAGAUUGGCUAAGAUUGUGAAUGCAGAAAAAUGCCCCUACCAGAGGCUCUCCCUGAAAGGGCAGGACUCCACCUCUCAUUGGCGUGGCUCUUAGUUGCCUGGCAACAGUUCUGUGUCUCUUGACGGAGGACACACUAUGGCAGGUGGAAGUUCAGGAGCCAAGAGGAUAGUGGUAUACCGAAAUGGGGAUCCCCACUCCCCAGGCCGCCAGCUGGUGGUGACCCAACGCCGUUUCCCCACCAUGGAGGCCUUCUUUUAUGAGGUGACAUCAGCCGUGCAGGCCCCACUAGCUGUGCGUGCCCUCUAUACACCUUUUCAUGGCCACCCUGUCACCGACCUGGCAGAACUGCAAAAUGGAGGGCAGUAUGUGGCUGCUGGCUUUGAAAGAUUUCGCAAACUCCACUAUUUACCCCCUGGAGGGAAGGAUCCAGGUGGGAAGAGCAGCAGACUACAAGAUCCUCUCAUGACUGGCCACCCGUGUGACUGGGCCCUUGGACAGUGGCUGCCUGCAGGCAUUCCCUUCUAUAUCCAUGUGUUUAGGAAUGGGGAUCUGCUAAGUCCUCCAUUCAAUCUGAAGGUGUCCCAGGCUGCCAUUCAGGACUGGGAAACUAUGUUGAAGCUCCUGACUGACAAGGCCAAGUUACAGAAUGGGGCUGUGCAUAAACUCUGCACCCUGGAGGGGUUCACACUGUCAUCGGUGGAGGCUCUGGUGAAUGGCCAUUACUAUGUGGCUGUUGGAAAGGAUGAAUUCAAGGCCCUUCCCUAUCUGGAGCUGCUGGUGCCCAGUCCCUCCCUGCCCAGGGGCUGCUGGUAUCCUCCAGGCCUGAAGUAUAGACCCCACAGGCAGAGGUCAUACAUGACAGCGGAAUGUAUUUUGACUUAUAAUACAUACAUGGACCAGGGCCUCAGGACACAGGUCACUCUUCCCUUUCCAAAGGAACCAGCACAAAUUGAACCAUCUGUUUUCUAUGCCAGACCCCAGCAGAACAUUCAGCCAAGAAGCAAGCUCCCCACUCUCUUGUUUCCAUCAGGCCCCUGGGCCUACAGUUGCUUAGGGCCUCUCUAAAUUGCUGAGGCUGGCCUUGAACUUGCAAUCUUCCUUCCUCAACCUCCUGAGUCGCUAGGAUUACAGGUGUGUGCCAGCCACUGUGCCCAGCCAGUACUGGGGAUUGAAACCCAUUCAAUGAGUCUUAAGCAUUCUAGGCAGACACUUUACGCAGCCACCCUUUGACAGUGACACAGGAUGGUACCUGCUAUUGUUGGGGAUAUCUGUUGGGGCAGAAUGCCCAGGUAUAGAGCUGGCUCUGACCUCAGCAUAAUUGUCUUCUACUCUCCCAUUUGCAUGUCCAGUCUCUUGCUUUUUCUUAGGGACUUAUCAUAUGAAAAGAAGCACAUGGAAAGGGCAAUGCUUAUCUCAAAAUGAUUCAGGGGUGGGCUUUACAAGGGCUGGGGCUGGGAUUAUAAGCCUGCUUCUCAACUUCCCUGCCAUCCUCUGAAGUAGUGGGGAAUGUGGAGCAAGCAGGGGAGGGGAAAGAGUAUAGAGGUCAAGGGAAAGAAGGCCAAGGACUCUGAAGUCUGGGCAUCAGUCAAUUUUACCUCCCUCAUUAGGAGUUAAGGGAAUAUACAGGGCUCCUCACCCAAGGAGGGAGACAACAGGGGCCCAGGACGUAGCAGACGAUGAAGACACCUGGACAGAGCGGCCCUUGGACCAGGUAAACUCCAGGAUCAGAAAGCCAUAC
Molecule: messenger RNA, 1927 nt
Organism: Marmota monax (woodchuck)
Lineage: Eukaryota; Metazoa; Chordata; Mammalia; Rodentia; Sciuridae
Gene: Dcdc2b
Product: doublecortin domain containing 2B
Exons: 9
Coding region: 325-1254 (309 amino acids)
Biological process (GO): intracellular signal transduction
Cellular component (GO): microtubule organizing center; microtubule
Source: RefSeq, a predicted model, not a curated record